UGAAAUAAGAGUGUGUGUGUUAUCAGUUGUGAUGACUGUGGCUGAACCACAUAUGGAGCUCAAUCAAGAAACUAAACAAUUAGAUGCAGAUAAGUUAUCGCCAAAGAAAGAACAAAGUCCUAGAGGAGAAGAUGAAGAAUGUGGUCUUCCCAGUGCUAAUACAAGUGAGGAAACUGUGACUUCAGUUUCUGGUGGUGAGGAGUUGGAUGUUGAUAUAGUUGAAUCUGAUGAAAACAAGACAUCCACUACUGAUGAGGACCCAAACGCUACUGAAUACUCAAGCUCAUUUUCCGACACUGAAUAUGAGAAUGCUGACAUGUUGCUUAUGAGUGUUAUGACUGACGAGCUAAGAAGUUUCCUGGAGUUGAAUCAACGUACAGACCUUUGCUCAGAGAGUUAUGGAUCUUGCUGACUACAGGAAGAAGCUAUAUGAUUAUCUCGUUACUCAGAUGAGCGACAUUGCCCCUAAUUGGGCAGCUUUGAUUGGAGAAAUGGUUGGUGCUCGUUUGAUUUCACAUGCUGGAAGUCUGACUAACCUUGCUAAGUGCCCAUCAUCCACCCUCCAGAUUCUUGGAGCUGAGAAGGCGCUUUUCAGGGCACUUAAAACACGUGGAAACACUCCCAAGUAUGGGUUGAUUUUCCAUUCUUCCUUCAUUGGCCGAGCCUCUGCUAAGAACAAGGGUCGUAUCGCUCGUUAUCUUUCUAACAAGUGCUCCCUAGCAUCUCGGAUUGAUUUUUUCGCUGAUGGUGCAACUACUACCUUUGGUGAGAAGCUUCGUGAACAAGUUGAGGAAAGGCUGAGAUAUCGUUUAUGACGGCUGAGUUAUUGUUUAGGUCUUCUCAAACGUAUUCUUCUUUUUUUCCUGGGUCUUUCGUUCUGUCAUAUUCCUAAUAAAUUAUCUAAUUAAAACAUCUCUCGAUA
Molecule: messenger RNA, 922 nt
Organism: Camelina sativa (false flax)
Lineage: Eukaryota; Viridiplantae; Streptophyta; Magnoliopsida; Brassicales; Brassicaceae
Product: nucleolar protein 56-like
Cellular component (GO): box C/D methylation guide snoRNP complex; small-subunit processome
Molecular function (GO): snoRNA binding
Source: RefSeq, a predicted model, not a curated record